GGGGUUUGGCUCCGGCUUUUUUCAUUGUGCUGUCGGUACGGCAUCAGCUUCAUCUCUGAGAGUAGUAGGGCCGCCGCCACUGAGGGCAAGGCCAAAAAACCAUGCAGUCACCAGGGCACAGAUUUCACAAUGCUGAGCACCACCUGCUUCUUGCUGAAAAUGACAGCUACGAUUCCUCUUCCUCAGAGGCCAACAUGGCAGACAGGGUUUGGUUCAUCCGAGAUUGCUGCGGUAUGGUCUGUGCUAUAAUGACAUGGCUUCUGGUUGUCUAUGCAGACUUUGUAGUGACUUUUGUCAUGUUGCUGCCUUCCAAAGACUUUUGGUACUCAGUGAUCAAUGGUGUUCUCUUUAACUGUUUGGCAGUACUAGCUUUGUCAUCACAUCUGAGAACUAUGCUGACUGAUCCAGGGGCUGUACCCAAAGGAAAUGCCACUAAAGAAUACAUGGAUAAUUUGCAACUGAAACCAGGAGAGGUGAUCUACAAAUGUCCAAAGUGCCGUAGUAUCAAACCUGAACGUGCACACCAUUGCAGUAUUUGCAAACGAUGUAUUCGAAAGAUGGAUCACCACUGCCCAUGGGUGAAUAAUUGUGUGGGGGAGAAAAAUCAGAGAUUUUUUGUUCUGUUUACGAUGUAUAUAGCCCUAAUUUCAGCUCAUGCGCUCAUACUGUGUGGGUUUCAGUUUUUCUCCUGUGUCCAAGGGCAGUGGACUGAAUGCAGUGACUUCUCCCCACCUGUAACUGUGAUCCUGAUGAUCAUCUUGUUCCUUGAGGGUUUUCUGUUUCUCACUUUCACUGCAGUCAUGUUUGGCACCCAAAUCCACUCAAUAUGCAAUGAUGAAACGGAGAUUGAAAGACUGAAGAGUGAAAAGCCAACAUGGGAGCGGAGACUACAUUGGGAAGGAAUGAAAUCUGUUUUUGGGAGUCAGCCUUCACUCCUGUGGAUCAAUCCUUUUGCAGGAUUUCAAAUCAGGCGACUUCUACUGAGAGCAAAGAAAGGAGGACCUGAGUUUUCUGUUUGAGUCUAAUUAUGCUUGAACUUACAAGAAUACUAUAUAAUAUUUAUUGGGGGGGCAGAGAAGGCUGUCUACAUAUAAUCUGUGACCAGGUGAAACUGAUAUCAGACAUUUGCUUGUAGCAAGCAGAGUUUUAUACCUUUAUCAUCACAGACAUCUCAUUAACUUUUAGAGAUGUGAACUGGAUCUGUAAUGGUCUUAACAGCAAGAUAACAAAGGAAAUGCACAUGGUCACACUAAAGAAGCCAAAUGUUGUCAUGCUACUGUAAUUUAUUUUGAGAUUAAUUAUCCAUUUUUGUUAAACCCUUUUGAUUUCAUAAAUGUUUGGAGAAUUACCUGUGUGUUUUUAUAAAAAGCAUACACUUGGGUGCAGUUGUCAAUCAUAAGGAGGAGUAUUAUGGUGAAAGUUGAUCUUAAAUGAGUGUUUCAGGUUCGUAGGAUUCCCGUGUACAAAGACUGGACACCAAACGCAAUAUAAAUAAUUAAAUGCUCUAGUCUAUUUAUUGAGGUAUUAAUGUGAAGCAAAUAUAUAUAUUAAUGCGAAGCAGGUUGCAUACAUACUGACCCCUGGUUGAACGGGGUACCGCUGAGCAGCAGGAGAUUGAACAUGUUGCCCAGUUGGAGGGGUGGAAGGCAGUGCAUCCAUCGUCAAGGAGUCCCCCCAGUCAAGAUGCGUAUCUGGCUUUCUCACCUGUCUGUCCCUGCACAGGUCCUCAUAUCCAUCCU
Pezoporus flaviventris is the source of this 1739-nucleotide messenger RNA. RefSeq names its product palmitoyltransferase ZDHHC7-like. Gene Ontology annotation, cellular component: endoplasmic reticulum; Golgi apparatus. Gene Ontology annotation, biological process: protein targeting to membrane; peptidyl-L-cysteine S-palmitoylation. The record is from RefSeq and is a predicted model, not a curated record. Lineage: Eukaryota; Metazoa; Chordata; Aves; Psittaciformes; Psittacidae. Gene Ontology annotation, molecular function: protein-cysteine S-palmitoyltransferase activity. The coding region runs from base 102 to 1019 and encodes 305 amino acids. The transcript has 7 exons.